UAUAGAAGAGACGACUAGUAAUAAGAUAACCAAACCAAAACUACAGACAGGAAAAUCAUAAGAGAGAGUCUGUGACUGAGUUCAUAUUCUGAUAUAGAGAAAAAAAGAGUUUUCUCAAUCUGAUUAGCAAGCUAUUUGGGAAUUCAUGGAGACACCAAAACCAGUGAAGCUAGGUGGUUCUUUGUUUGUACCUAAUGUGCAGGAAUUGGCGAAAUCACUUGCGGAAGUCCCAGCUCGAUACAUACGCACUGAUCAGGACCCGGUGACAGACGUCUCUGGUACGUACAUGAUAGAUCAAACAGUACCUAUUAUCGAUUUGCAGAAAUUAGUGUCUCCAGAACCCAUCACUGGAGAUUUAGAAUUGGAGAGGCUUCACUCUGCUUGCAAAGAAUGGGGUUUCUUUCAGGUGGUAAACCAUGGAGUUGACUUUUUAAUGGUAGAUAAAGUGAAAUCGGAAAUUCAAGGUUUCUUCAAUCUCCCAAUGGAUGAGAAAAUGAAAUUUUGGCAGGUAGAAGGAGAUCUGGAAGGAUUUGGACAGGCCUUUGUUCAUUCAGAAGAACAAAAGCUUGACUGGGCAGACAUGUUUUUCAUGCUCACUCUUCCCCGGCAAAUGAGGAAACCUCGGCUAUUUCCCAAACUCCCACUACCUCUCAGGGAGACAAUUGAAUCCUACUCAUUGGAGUUGAGUAAACUAGGCUUGACUCUACUUGAGUUGAUGGCAAAGGCUCUACAAAUCGAUUCUAGGGUCAUGGAAGACUUGUUUGAAGGCGGGAGACAAACAAUGAGGAUGAAUUAUUAUCCUCCUUGUCCACAACCAGAGCGUGUGAUCGGCGUAACACCACAUUCAGAUGCUGGAGGUUUGACGAUCCUCCUUCAACUCAACGAAGUGGAUGGACUGCAGAUUAGAAAAGAAAAGAUAUGGGUUCCCGUUAAGGCUCUACCCAAUGCCUUCGUAGUGAAUAUUGGAGACAUUCUGGAGAUAAUUAGUAAUGGGAUUUACCCUAGUGUGGAGCAUCGAGUAACAGUAAAUUCAACAAAGGAGAGGCUCUCAGUUGCAACAUUUCAGAACCCUAAAAUGAAGUCGGAAAUAGGUCCAAUAUUUAGCAUGAUCACACCAGAGACUCCUUCCUUGUUCAGAACAGUUGGGUAUGAGGAUUAUUUGAGGAACUAUUAUGCACGUACACUUGAUGGAAAAUCAUACCUUGACUACAUGAGAAUAGGAGGUGAUAAAGACAAUAAGGCUACAUGAUUGCUGCCACAGAUGUACAUAUUGAUGAAAUAAGUUCCUUUGAUGAAGUAAAAGGGUCAUAUCAAUCUUUCUUUUCAAAGAAAUAAAUUUAUGCGUAGGUGCCUCUCCCUCUAGUAUGAGUAUAACUCAAAACAAUGAAUAAUUUGAGUUUUAUUGAACAUGUAUUUUUGCAUUUAAUGAAUAUGUGGAUCAUUUGAAUGAAUUGAACUAGAGAGAGAUUGGAUU
Messenger RNA from Papaver somniferum (opium poppy), 1474 nucleotides. RefSeq names its product codeine O-demethylase-like. NCBI's taxonomy places the organism in Eukaryota, Viridiplantae, Streptophyta, Magnoliopsida, Ranunculales, Papaveraceae. The transcript has 4 exons. The record is from RefSeq and is a predicted model, not a curated record. The coding region runs from base 146 to 1249 and encodes 367 amino acids.